AUGAACGACCCGCGGACAGGCCAGCCCUUCCCACCCUCGACCAUCCAGCGCGUCCUCUUCAGCUGCGGCAACGUCCACGUCUACGCCCUGCCACCGCUGACCUCGAUGAAGGGCUACCUCGCCUCCAGCUGGACCGGCAGCGGCAGCACUGGCACUGGCACUGGCACCAGCUCAGAGAUCUUCUCCGGCCGUCUGCGAGUCCUUGAAAGCGCUGUGUCAGUCCCAGUAUCAACAUCAAGCACCCACCGUACGCCCAACCGGCCCCUGGCACUGCCGGAAGAAGAAGAAGAAGAAACAAGAGAAGAGGAACGGCUACAGGUUGACAUCCUGCUUGAAGAGGGCCAGGGAGCCCAUGAGCUGUUCGCUGCUGCGCCGUACGUGGAUGCAGGAGUGGUUGAGCAGACGCUGGACUCGUCUCGCUUCUUUGCGCUGAGGGUCGAGGGUGAAGGCAAGAAGGCGGUGCUUGGACUGGGCUUUGAGGAGAGAAGCGAAGCCUUUGACUUCUCUGUUGCUUUGCAGGAGGCGAGGAAGAUUCUCUCUCCUACUUCUGCUGCUGCUGCUUCUACUUGUACCGGGGCAGGGAAGGACCUGAGCCUGGGGCCUGGAGAGAGCAUCUCGGUAGGAAAGACAGCAACAGAGACAGAAGCAAGAGAAGAGAAAGAAGAAGAGAAGAAGGCCCUUUUUUCUCUUCCGCCGCCGCCGUCAGCUUCUCCUGCUUCUACUUCUUCUUCUUCCUCUUCGUCUCGUCGACGUCCGCCGGGGCCUCCGUCCUCGACUUCUCCUGCAAUAUAG
Messenger RNA from Nannizzia gypsea CBS 118893, 792 nucleotides. RefSeq lists its product as hypothetical. Gene Ontology annotation, biological process: endocytosis. Gene Ontology annotation, cellular component: clathrin vesicle coat; membrane. Bases 1 to 792 code for a protein of 263 amino acids. The record is from RefSeq and is a predicted model, not a curated record. The transcript has a single exon. NCBI's taxonomy places the organism in Eukaryota, Fungi, Ascomycota, Eurotiomycetes, Onygenales, Arthrodermataceae.